AUGAUGAUGGUGAGUGACGACUGUAUGGUGGAGUAUCCCAUCAGUGACAGUGGUGAAGAUGAUGCAGAGGGAGAGGAAAUAAAUACUCCCCCUCCUCCUCCAGAGUUUGCUUCAAAAACUGAGAAUCCCUUACCCAGCGCAGGUCCAGAUACCACCCCAAAUGUCAACAGGGACCCCCUUGGGAUCAACCAACACCUAAAGGUGGAGGUCAGUGAUGUUCUUUCAGCACCAGCACCUCCUCAUCACAUUGACCAAAUGUGGCUCUUCAGUGCUGUUGGUUUUGAGAAGACACGCGUAUGGACAUAUCAUUUCCUGUCCUUGUUUUUGGCUGUGCCCUUCGCUUUCCUCUGUGGCUCCUUCUUGGCAGUUCUCACAUGUCUACACUUCUGGUUCGUGGUUCCAGUCCUACAAAUGAGUAACACCUUCCGUCCCUGCCUGCGGACAUUGUGCUUUUGUGCUGUGAACAUCUUCAUUGCACCUUUCUGUAUGUUUUUUGCUCUGUGCUGUAGUCAUAUGGCCCUUUUAGUGUCAAGCAGGGAUUGGCACCAAAUGAGAGAUAAACACAUUGUGUGA
Messenger RNA from Nerophis lumbriciformis (worm pipefish), 573 nucleotides. The record is from RefSeq and is a predicted model, not a curated record. Lineage: Eukaryota; Metazoa; Chordata; Actinopteri; Syngnathiformes; Syngnathidae.